Messenger RNA from Fusarium fujikuroi IMI 58289, 2166 nucleotides. RefSeq lists its product as uncharacterized. NCBI's taxonomy places the organism in Eukaryota, Fungi, Ascomycota, Sordariomycetes, Hypocreales, Nectriaceae. Bases 1 to 2166 code for a protein of 721 amino acids. The transcript has 6 exons. The record is from RefSeq and is a predicted model, not a curated record.
AUGGCAGCUCCAACGAACCCGUUGCUACUGUAUUGCGAUGCAGAGCAGGAAUUACCUGAGCGAUCCUCGUUACAGGAAGUCUCAAGCCGGCGAGGAAUUUUCGGAUAUAAGCUAUCAAACGAUUCCUCAGUGAUUAGGGCAUUCAAAGACGCUUUCUAUGAUUUGAUGCGUAUUGGCAAAAAGCGUAAAGAUAGCCCACCACGUGAUUGGAGUUUCGUCCGGCGAGUGCUCUUGGCCAUCUGCUGGAACCUAUCUGUUCUAGGCUUGCUUACCUAUCUGUGUCUGGUACCGCUGGGCGUCGGCGAUGAAGAGAACCCGUGCCAGCCAGAUGGCGAGUUUCGAUUUGAUACUGCAGAUCAGCUUGGUGCGUUUGACUGGUGGGCGCCUAGGGGAUUCUUUCAGAUCACGCUUGGCUGGGGUCGAUUCAGUUUUGGCACUGCGAAGCUCAUUGACGUUGUUGUUGGCCGAGGGGGACAAACAGUCAUGGCUUUUGUAUCAUGGCGAGUGUUUGUCCAAUAUCUCCAACUCUCUCUCGUUACAAAGCCGGCGACUUACAGCACAGUGUGGCUUAUCAAGAUUCAAAAAGACAAUUCUGCUCUCGCAACAUGGAGACUUGCUUCAGGAUUCUUCAAGGUUGGCCUCGCAUCCAAAAAGGUCAUGUGCUUCAUUGUCUGGUCAGCAUUAUUCAUUCUUGCUUUCCCGACCUUCGCCAGUUCAAUGACCGGAUAUACGCCGUACAACAAGGCCUAUGUUAACGGCACCACGGGAAAGCUGGUGCAGUUCUCAGAAAUCAGCCCUGUCGCAUAUUUGAUACGGGAUGGGGAUAGAGUAGACGGCCUGAGCAAGGACUAUCCUGUAUUGUGGAUAGGCAACUCAACGGCUAUUGCCAAAUCACCUUCUCUUGGUCUCUUCGACACAUGUUAUGAUUGGGACGACCCGCCAGUUGAGUGCCAGCUACAGAGAGAUGUAUCUGAGUAUGCUCAACUCUACGGGUUCGACGGAAAAGGCAGCCGUGAAACUCAAAACGGUCAGAGAACUUAUUUUCGCAACAAGACACUGAACUGGCCACCACUCAACAUCAAAGCAUUCAAUCUGCCAAACAAUGCGUUUUACUGGAAUCGGACUGCAGAUAUUAGUGGUGGGGCCUCUUCCGACUAUCUCAAUCCUUACAGAGAUAGCUCAGCCUUGACAUUCCUGGUUGAAGACAGCCUAUACAAUGUAAAGGAGGUCCAAACUGAAGGAAUCUGUCAACCAAUAAAGAGCGGGAAAUCUAUCAAAUAUGAAUGGGGGUUUUCAUUUCUCCAGUUGUUCGUCAUGACUAUCCUUCUUCAGUUGUGGAGCAUCAGUCUUUUUGUGUUGUGGGCAACCACAAAAUUAACGCUGAAACGAAAUGACAUCGGAGCAUCAUCUGAAGGCUGGAAGGGUCUCCUCGAAUUAACGGAUAACAUCAAAGAACAAAUAGAGUCUGCUGGUAUCACUUGGGAGGAUCUCACAGACAAAGAGCUACAUUGCGAAAUUCAGCAUCUUCUCACAGGGGGACCAGCCCCUGCAUCUUCGGAAAAUCCCCUCCUCCAAGAAAACACGACUGAAACUUCACAUGUUUGGAACGCAAGUUCCAGCGGUUUUUCUUCAGAGUCCGAAGACACUGUCUUUCACUUUGCGUUAUACUCUUCGGACAAGGAUAUCCCGCUCGCAAAUUCCGGCUCGUUCAAUAUCUCAGGAACGAAUUCUGAAAAGCUCAAAGCAACAUCGGCAUCAAAUUCAACACCAGCUUCUACAGCGUCUCAAGUGUCAGAAAUCUCGACGAGUUCCACAGAGACGACACACCAUUCAGUGACCAAGUCAGAGAACAAUCCAGGUUUAUCAACAGCGGCAUUGGUUGGAAUUUCAGUCGGUGUCACAGUAGCGGGGCUUUUGAUUUCCGCAGGUGUAGGCUUAUGCCUAUGGAGACGCUUCACGCGUAGACGAACGACGGAGAGAGUGGAUAGCAUGGAGAAGUCCGGUUUUGAAAAGUCUGAGCUGGGGAAUACUCAAAUAUUGCAGGUAGGAAGUUCAGAGCUUGAUAGCACGAGAGAUGCAGCUGAACUUUGGGAUACGCAAAAGCCUGGAGAGCUUGGGGACGAGAACAAGAUACGGACGAUAUAUGGACUGCAUGAGGCGCCAUAG